Spodoptera exigua (beet armyworm) is the source of this 1765-nucleotide messenger RNA. The record is from the annotation of a GenBank genome assembly. Lineage: Eukaryota; Metazoa; Arthropoda; Insecta; Lepidoptera; Noctuidae.
AAAAUAUAUCCUUCAAAUUCAAUUCAAUUUGCCAUUUCCUUCAAUUUCAGUGAGCGGCUUCGUUGAACUUCGUUUUAUUCCUACUCUUGAUUGCGCCGGUCCCGUCCAAUUUCGUUUUCACAAACGGUGCAAUUAAAGUUAAAUACUUGAAAAUGUCUGUCCAAACGUUGCUGCUAGAUUUCUCGAUCGACCCCGCCCGCCUAGGAGACGAAAUCGGGCAAAAAACGGUAUUCGGACAGUUGGAAACCGUGCUGAAGGAAUACAUUCCGAAUCUUAUUUUAGCCACCGAGUUAAAGCUGGAAGGUGGAUCUUUGAAGCUGUUGACUGGCAAGAAGGGCACUACGGUGUCUGUGAGACUGUUUGACCGUGGCCUUGUCACUGUAAACAUUGAAUAUUAUAAGGAGGAGAACGAGGAACCAUUAAUUAACCUCAAGUCGGCGAGAGUAUUGGAAAAUCAACUGAAAAAAUACAUCAAUAUUAUUAAAUCGCAAGCAUACGCGCCGCUAAAGCGAUGCCUCUUCGGCAGGUACUAUCCGACAUCGGACGAUCGCCUACUAGAGUACGAUAUCGAUUCCGUAAUAUUCGACGAACAGUCGCCUUUCCAAAGAGUUCAAAUCGUCCAUUCCAAGACUCUCGGCAAUAUGUUGGUGCUAGAUGAAUUACAAAAUAUCUCCGAGGCUGAUCUCAUUUAUACUGAAACUUUGAUGCAGAGAGGUAAAGAGAACUACGAAGGGAAAGAAAUCGUCAUCUUAGGUGGCGGCGACGGAGCUCUUUUGUACGAACUCCUCAAGGAGAAACCAAAGUACGUGUGGAUGCUGGAAAUUGACGAGGUUGUGAUGACCGCCUGCAACAAAUACUUGCGGUCAAUAUGCGGGGAUGUGCUGGAGACCAGAAAAGGCCCUAACUAUGAAGUGAUUGUUGAGGAUUGCAUGCUGACUGUGAACAAAUUCAUCGCAGAGGGCAAGAAGGUUGACUAUAUAUUUGGGGACCUCACCGAUAUUCCCAUCUCGGAAUCCGCAUGUGGAGAACUCUGGGAAUUCAUGAUCACUAUCCUGAACUCUUCAUUCAAGAUUCUCAAGCCUAACGGGAAGUUUAUGACCCACGGUAAUGGCGCCACUUCCCCCGAAUCUCUGGAGCUGUACGAGCAAGAGCUUGCCAAGCUGAAGCCGCCAGUCAAGUACACGAAGAGCAAAGCCUUCGUACCAUCGUUCCUAGAAGACUGGUACUUCUACCACAUAUCCUUCGCGACCACCGACAACGGGGAUGCUUAACACCACACCAAAGAUAUAAAAGUAUUCACAUUUUUACUAAGUCAUAUUAAUGCCAUAUUCCUAGGUAUAAACACCACACAUAAUAAGUUAGAAGCAGUGUCCAAAUUGGGGUGGAAUUGUACUACAAUAUCAAACAAAAAUAUUAAAAUAUUUCACAAAAAAACUUCAUACAAUUUCACCUUGAUCUGGACAAAGCAUACAGUUUCUACGAAUGAAAUCGACGAAGAUUUCGUGGAGUUAUUUUGUAUUAUUAAGAUUAAUGUUUUCCUGAGUUUUAGUUGUGAUAUACAUUUUAGCAGAUCCGCCAAUGACCUGGGCCGCAGGGUUGGCGCACCGUACGGUAUUGAGGUAGCUAGUACGCCUGUAGCUUGUAAGAAAUGUAGUCACACUACAGAUUUUUCCGUAUUAUUAGUAUUAGUUGGAAGUUUACUGUUAUUUCUAUUGAUAUGUGCUUGUUUCUUUAAUUGUUUUAUGAAUAUUAAAAGUAUUUUACC